AUGGCAUUCAACAAGAAGUACGCCGGUCUACCUGACCUGGAUCCAGCCCCGGACAUUUACGAAACCCCUGACCUGACCGACGAAGCCUCCACCGUCCCCACUGCAACUCUUCGCACAGACUCCGACCAUGAUGAUGCCGGUUUCAACUCCGACAUUGACCGCGAGGGCGUCAAUGCCGACCAGGCGCGUCUGCAUUUCAUGGGUGCGGCGGUCGACGCGCGCGACGCCAAUUUCUCCGACAGCAUUUCUUCAAAGCGCCAAGCAUAUCGUAGCAAAGAUAAAAGCAACCGGAGGCGGCGGAGACGUGAGGAUGGAACUGAGGAGGUCGGUGAUUUGAGUGACAGCGAAGACGAGUCGCUCGAGCGAAAGCUGGCACGUCUGCGGCGCGAAGUUGAGGACUUGAAAGUGGAAAUGGAGAACCGGUCUAGCUCUGGGGCAAAUGACGGGUUAGAGACUGGCGUGAAUCAGGCUACAUCUGCAGCUGACAGGUCGGGAGAGAAUACACUGGGUGACGGUGUCGUGGAGCUGAGUCGAGCAUUGGACAAUUUGCAUGCCUCCUCUCGUGGCGGCCAGGCUGCUUCAUAUUCGGCCGCGACGUUGCUCGCAAAGAAGCUUGACACUGGGUCCCAGAGUGCUCCGACACCCAGUGCAGACGCCCAAAAGCAACCUAACCCAACCAGCGAGUCCGCAACAGCGGCCGUUACACCCGUACCAUCCCAGACCGCCGCUGCCCCUCCAUCUGCGGGACUGCUCUCUCAUGCAGCUGCGUUUGAAGGACGCCUGGCUCUCCUCGAAGCGUCGAUGGGAAUUUCGAGCUCUUCGAACCCAUUCGUCGGCGAUGGCCUCAGUGAGCCGGCUUUGCAACCCGUGCUCCCUGCACUGGAACAAAUGACCUCCCGCCUCUCGGCACUCACCGGUCUACUCGUUGGCGCAAACCCCACCUCUGGCGGUCCAGGCGCAGUCCCUGGAUUGACCACUACACAAUUGGAAUCUUUGUCCACGCGAGUCCGCAAGUUAACCACCGAUGCUGAGGCACUUGCCUCUGCUCGCAAGCGUGCAGCUGACGCAGCCAAGGCUGCCCAGACCGCGCGAAUUGCUUCAGGCUCCGAUGGAGACGCUGUGACUGCAGCAGAAGGCUCUGGUGCUGUGGACGACGAACAAAUCGCCAAGAUUCAAGCGCUCUACGCCACCCUCCCAACCAUUCAGUCCCUGCAUCCUUUACUACCGAGUGUGCUGGAACGUCUUCGCUCCCUACGUGCUUGUCAUGCCGGUGCCGCUCACGCUGCCGAAUCUCUCAACGAGCUUGAGAAACGGCAUGCAGAGAUGGCCACUGAGAUUGGGCAAUGGCGCGAGGGUCUCACGGCCGUUGAAGAGAAGAUGAAACAAGGCGAGGCAUCUCUGCGCUCAAACGUCGAGACUGUUGAACCCUGGGUGCGAGAUCUGGAGUCUCGUAUGGCCCGUCUGGAAGGCCCUCCUGGUGGUCUGUAG
Molecule: messenger RNA, 1488 nt
Organism: Penicillium daleae
Lineage: Eukaryota; Fungi; Ascomycota; Eurotiomycetes; Eurotiales; Aspergillaceae
Product: dynactin subunit 2
Exons: 3
Coding region: 1-1488 (495 amino acids)
Biological process (GO): mitotic spindle organization
Cellular component (GO): cytoplasm; dynactin complex
Source: RefSeq, a predicted model, not a curated record